This is a messenger RNA of Heterotrigona itama, 345 nucleotides long. Lineage: Eukaryota; Metazoa; Arthropoda; Insecta; Hymenoptera; Apidae. The record is from the annotation of a GenBank genome assembly.
AUGCUACUGGCAAGCGGUGCUUCGAUACCGACCAUCGCCGGUACCGUCGAGGAGGAGGAAGAAUAUGCACGUAGCGAAGCGAACAGCGCACACUACGAUGGCUAUGUUACCGAUCAUACCGAUCUUGCUUCCGAAAUCGAUAUUGACGAAUCCGAAUACAGACGAGAACUUCUCAACGAUUUUGAUCCCGAGGGUUUUGGCGAGAUACCGGUGGAGGAUUUUUUAGCGGCUUUGAAGAGUGCCGAGUGGAAAGCUGAGAUCCCGCCGAACAAACGAGAUAUUCUCCUUACCAGGGCAAAAGAAUCGCGUGUUCAGGCGGUGACGUUCCAGGACUUCGUCAAUGUG